AUGAAGGGCAUUAAAAGUAAAAUGCUCUCUAGGGGUAAAACGCAGGACUCACAGAAGUCUAGCAAAAAGAAAGAGAGUAAAAAGUCCUCUUCCCAUGAAUCUUCAAAAUCUUCUUCUAAAGAGUCAUCGCCUGUUGAAUCUCCCAACAAUGUUAUGGGUGCUCAGAAUGAUUAUCUUUCAGUCCCCAAGCAUUCAAGUAAAAAGGUUCCAAUUGAUACGACUCCUACUCCGAGAGACGAGAUUCUGCUAGAGAAUGUUCGAACUGUACGAAAGCAAAGAUCUUCUUUAUACCACAUAUCUGAAAAUCGAAUGCUCGUUCGUCUUCCUUCUUUUUCAGAUGUCCCUAUCACUGCAUGGCAUUCCUUGGCCUUGGAAAAAUUAGAACAAUGCUGUGUUUUGUUUGACUUUAAUGAUCCGUCCACUGAUUUAUAUGGUAAGGAGGUGAAGCGCGAGGCCCUGCAAGAUUUGAUAGAUUUGGUUUCUGUUCGGAAAGAAGCAAUAGAUGAGUCUUUAUAUCCCUCCAUUGUACAUAUGUUCUCCGUUAAUGUUUUUCGCCCUUUACCACCCCCUUCGAACCCUCUCGGCGAAGUCGUGGAUUUAGAAGAAGAUGAACCUGCAUUAGAAGUGGCAUGGCCUCAUUUACAUCUUGUUUAUGACUUUUUUUUGAGGUUUUUUGAGUCCCCGUCACUCAACACUUCUAUUGCAAAAGUAUAUAUCAACCAAAAAUUUAUUCGUAAACUACUUGUUUUGUUUGACAGUGAAGAUCCUCGUGAAAGGGAUUUUUUGAAAACCAUUCUUCAUAGAAUUUACGGAAAAUUUCUUUCGUUGCGUGCUUUCAUUCGAAGGUCUAUCAACAAUUUGUUUCUUCAAUAUAUUUACGAGAAUGAGCAGUUUAGCGGAAUUGCUGAACUCCUUGAAAUCCUGGGCAGUAUUAUCAACGGGUUUGCACUUCCAUUAAAGGAAGAACAUAAGGUUUUCUUAUCCCGUGUUUUAAUCCCUAUGCAUAAGGCAAAAUCUCUCGCCCUUUAUUAUCCACAAAUUGCUUAUGGUAUCGUGCAAUUUGUGGAAAAAGAUUCCUCCGUGACUGAAGAGGUCAUUCUAGGUCUUCUUCGCUACUGGCCAAAGAUCAAUAGUGGGAAAGAAGUUUUAUUUUUGAAUGAAUUGGAAGAUAUCGUUGAAGUGAUGGAACCGUCUGAAUUUCUAAAAGUCCAAAUACCGCUAUUUCAUAAAUUAGCUUCUUGCAUAUCUAGCCAAAAUUUUCAAGUUGCCGAGCGUGCUUUAUAUUUCUUUAACAACGAUUAUUUUGUGCAUCUGGUUGAAGAAAACGUAGAUGUCAUUUUGCCUAUUAUAUAUCCUGCUCUCUUUGAAAUAUCAAAAAGCCAUUGGAACAGGGUUAUCAACUCAAUGGUUUGUAAUGUUUUGAAAUUGUUUAUGGAUAUAAAUUCUUCUUUAUUCGACGAAGUUGAUACAGAAUACUCUGAAGCGAUAAACAAAAAAGAAAAGGAAGAACAAGAAAGGAAAGAAAGGUGGCUUAUCCUUGAGUCUAUUGCGAAUGAAAAUGCCUCUAAAAUGAAAGCAUCGAAAAAUAUAUCGGUACAGACAACUACGGAACAAUUAAAAAAAAUAUCGAUCGAAACUCCAGACGAUUAG
Schizosaccharomyces osmophilus is the source of this 1650-nucleotide messenger RNA. RefSeq names its product serine/threonine protein phosphatase PP2A regulatory subunit B-56 Par1 (gene par1). Gene Ontology annotation, biological process: signal transduction. Bases 1 to 1650 code for a protein of 549 amino acids. NCBI's taxonomy places the organism in Eukaryota, Fungi, Ascomycota, Schizosaccharomycetes, Schizosaccharomycetales, Schizosaccharomycetaceae. Gene Ontology annotation, molecular function: protein phosphatase regulator activity. The record is from RefSeq and is a predicted model, not a curated record. Gene Ontology annotation, cellular component: protein phosphatase type 2A complex. The transcript is spliced from 6 exons.